UAAUUGGUUUUUCAGUUUGGAGGGUUAGGGUUAGGAUACGUAGCAGAUAAUGAUAAUGCCAUUCUCUUGAAUGCAUUUGAAACCAAACAGUGAUGACAGAUGACUGAAUAUGUUUUUGUGUGCACUGGUUUUCCUUCGUUUGGUCUCUUUUGUCUUUGCAUUUUGAUUUUCAUUCAGAAUUGAAUCUUUAACAGUUUCAUCUAAUUGUAAUGCAAUUUUUAUUCUGUGUUUGGUUAUUUAAUAAACAGUAAAAUACUUGAUUACUUUUCAUAAAUUGAGCACUUUUGGUGUGAUAAUUAAUAUAUGGUACUUAAAAAAUAGCCAUAGUAUGUAGUUCUUUAUAGGAGAUGUUUGCGAUUUAGGAACUGUUGUUUAAUUAAUACUGAUCCACCCUAAUCAUUUGUGUACUACUACCUAGAAAGUAAUUAAACUGUAUUUUUCGGUAGUUAACACUUAAAUGACUAAGGAGUUAAUGCAGCACUCAUCAUUUUGUCCUUGCUUAAUCCCUAAAUGGUUACCCACUAACUAUGAAACCGUAUCAUGAAAUGUGUAGCGUGGACUAUGUUAAUGAAGAAGGAUGGCAGUUGACCGUUUUUGCUCAUUUACUGAAAACGCUCCAAAGUGCUCCAAAGAUGCUUACAUACAUCCCUGGAUUGAAGAAUGAUGGACCAGCUUGGGGAGACCCUGGUGGGAUUUCACCAUGGCUUUGGCCACUGGUUACUGACAAAUGGACACGCGUGUGAGUAGAACAUGCCACGGGGACUUUUUGAGUUUGAGCAACACUGGACAUUUAUGGUGUAUUCAUAAUUUUGGAAUGCUACUUUGAAGAUCUCGGGAAAAUCUUUGCACAGCUUUGAAACUGAUCCAGACUCUGUCUUCCUCUGUUUUCCUCAGUCUCCUCCUCUUCCUCUCACACCACUCCUUCUCCCUGUGACACUCCACCAAACACAGAACCAGGAAGCCACUCCUGCUCAGUUCAGAGGAAACGAAACUGAUCUCAGAGAGCUGCUCUCUCUCAGGCUGUGAGUGCAGGAAAAUGGCAGAGGCCAGUAUUUCAGUAGAUCAGGACCAGUUCAGCUGUCCAGUCUGUCUGGAUCUGCUGAAGGAUCCAGUAACGACUUCCUGUGGACACAGUUACUGUAUGGUGUGUAUUAAUGGACACUGGGAUCAGGAUGAUCAGUGGGGGGUCUACAGCUGCCCCCAGUGCAGAGAGACCUUCACUCCAAGGCCUGUUCUACGCAGAAACAACAUGCUGGCUGAAGUGGUGGAGAAACUGAAGAAGACAGAACUCCAAGCUGCUUCUCCUGCUCACUGUUACGCUGGACCUGGAGAUGUGGAGUGUGAUUUCUGCACUGGGAGAAAACGCAAAGCCAUCAAGUCCUGUUUGGUGUGUGUAGCGUCUCUUUGUGAAGCUCAUCUUAAACCUCAUCUGGAAAUUCCAGCCUUGAUCAAACACAAGCUGGUUACAGCCUCUUCAAAACUACAGGAGAAGAUCUGCUCUCAGCAUGAUAAACUGAUUGAGAUCUACUGUCGUACUGACCACAGCUGCAUCUGCUAUUUGUGUACGAUGCAUGACCAUGAAGGCCACAAUAUAGCUGCAGCUGCAGUAGAGAGAACCCAAAAACAGGCUCAGCUUAAGAAGAUGCAAAGGAAAAUCCGGCAGAAAAUCCAGGAGAAACAGAAAAAUAUGAAGAAGCAGAAACAGGCUAUGAACACUCUUAAGCGCUCUGCACGGGCAGCAGUGGAGGACAGUGAGAGGAUCUUUACUGAGCUGAUCCGCUCCAUUGAGAAAAAGCGCUCUGAGGUAACAGAGCUGAUCAGAGCUCAGGAGGAGGCUGAACUGAGUGGAGCUGAAGAACUCCUGGAGCAACUGAAGCAGGAGAUUGCUGAUCUAAAGAGGAGAGACACUGAGCUGGAGCAGCUUUCACACACAGAGGAUCACAUACAUUUCCUCCAGAGUUUCCAGUCUCUCUGUGUCUCUUCUGGAUCUGAGGACUCACCCAGCAUCACUGUCCAUCAACAUCCCUCAUUUGAUGGAGUGAGGAAAUCUCUCUCUGAUCUGAAAGAGAGACUAGAGGAAUUCUGCAAGCAGGAAUUCAGUAAAAUCUCUCCACAUGAUGCCCCGACUACGAUAUUGUUACGCUCAGAACCAAAGACAAGAGAAGAUUUUCUACAGUAUUACCGUCAUCUGACUCUGGAUCCCAACACAGCACAUCGUAUCCUCAUUCUGUCUGAGGAGAACAGAGUGGUGACAAGGGGUGGAUGUACCCAGCCAUUGUUUGAUCAUCCAGAGAGAUUUAACCAAUGGUUUCAGGUGUUGUGUAGAGAGAGUGUGAGUGGACGCUGUUACUGGGAGGUUGAGUGGAGCAGUGAGGAAUUGGGAGUGACCAUAGCAGUCUCAUAUAAAGGAAUCAGCAGGAAAGGAAAUGGUCAUGAGAGCAGGUUUGGACUCAACAAUCAAUCCUGGUGUCUGGAUUGUUCUUCGUUCUUCUCUUUCUGGCACAACAAUGUCGGGACUGAGAUCUCAGCCUCUUCAUCCUCCAGAAUAGGAGUGUAUGUGGAUCACAGUGCAGGAACUCUUUCCUUCUACAGUGUCUCUGACACAAUGACCCUCCUACACACAGUCCACACCACAUUCACUCAGCCUCUCUAUGCUGGAUUCUGGGUUCGUGGUUUUGGAACAAGUGUAAAAUUAUGUGAUCCAAGAUAUUAAAAGCAUGUUAUACAGGGAGAUUCACUCGAAAGAGGCCCUGAAUAUUCUGUAAUAACUCUCGAUAGGAUGAAGCAAUCUGAACAAAACAACGUGAAAUGUGCUCUCCAGUAUAUGGAGCUUCGAACAAGCCGGGAUGCCCCUGAAUCAGAGCGUUGAGCUACGUUUAACCUCCCUUUGCAAGUUCCGGGUGCAUACCCCUGUAGCCCUUCACUCAGUCACUCGACUUCUCAUCAGGAUGGUGGUGUACAGUAUUCAGCAGCGUGUCUUCAUGGUGCGAACCUAUUGGGUCAUCAAUUCGUUUAAGUGAUAUCAGAGUGAAUUUAGGAAGAAACAUUCGUGAUGUACCCUCAAAGGCUAUGUUUACAGGUAAAAGUGGUAAAAAUCCCAUCUUUUUCUUCAUAUGUGACACAGAUGUGUGUCUGUGUGUCAGUGUGAAGAGCAAAAAACGCACUGAAUCUGACAUUUUCAAUUCUGAUUUCACGUGCUUUCAUAUGUGGUACUGAAAUCCGAUACGUAACCGAUGUGCAGCGAUGCGACAGAUCGGAAUUCAUGCGACUUUUACGUCAGUCCUACUCAACAUUCAUCAUAAUUUCACGCUGCUGAGACUCUUAAACAUUUGGGCUGAUGUUUCUGUACCAAAAAGUUAGAAGAGACUCAUCGCAACCGCUCUGUGUUCGAAGAGGUUUCGUACGAAACGGCCAAAUGCGAAUAAUCGCCCCUGUGAUGCUGGCGAAGACGAAACUGAACUCUCCGGGAGCGAUUGGCGUUCGCUGGCCGUCAUGAUUGUUUACCUCUGGAUGAGCCACGUGAAGCAUUGUUCUUUUGCGCAUGCGGGGCGGUUUAGGAGCUGAUCUGUUCAGACUGAUGUCACAAGCAGGUCACAUUUAAAAGACAAUUUGACCAGCCAAACAAAAAAAUCAGAUUUGGUGGGAAAAUCGGAUUUGGGCCACUUUUACCUGCUGUGUAAACGUGUUGUUCAGAAGAUGGUACGGAAACUGGAAACGACCGCUGAUCGCUUCUCAUGAUGGAUGCCAUCCGGAAGAACAUCCAAUGUGAAAUUGCUGCUAUCCCCCCUCCCAUUUCUUCUAAUAUGUUCUCAUGGUACACUAUGCUAUGUUCCAUGGGAAGCUCUUCUACACUGAAGCCAUUCUUUCUCAAUACUGCUGUCUAUCAUUCCCCUUACAUGAUUUCAUACAUGCAUUUCUUUUAUUCUGGUUGGCGCUGUUCUGAAUUAGUUAAUGAUGCUGAUGCUUUAUUUAACAAAUAUGGACUUGUGUGUGGAACAUGUAUGUAAUAAAAAAAAUGAAAAAAAAAAGUAUGAAUUG
Molecule: messenger RNA, 4038 nt
Organism: Colossoma macropomum (tambaqui)
Lineage: Eukaryota; Metazoa; Chordata; Actinopteri; Characiformes; Serrasalmidae
Product: tripartite motif-containing protein 16-like protein
Exons: 6
Coding region: 1037-2713 (558 amino acids)
Molecular function (GO): zinc ion binding; protein binding
Source: RefSeq, a predicted model, not a curated record